This is a messenger RNA of Plectropomus leopardus (leopard coralgrouper), 732 nucleotides long. Lineage: Eukaryota; Metazoa; Chordata; Actinopteri; Perciformes; Serranidae. The record is from RefSeq and is a predicted model, not a curated record.
UAAUGCUUUAUUUUCUCUGCAGAAUGGAUCUGGUGAAACAUACAGGCGGCUGCCACUGUGGCGCCGUCCGCUUUGAAGUCUUGAGUUCCCCGGACCUCCACGUUUUCCACUGCAACUGCAGCAUCUGCACGAAGAAACAAAACCAUCAUUUCAUUGUUCCGAAGAGCCACUUCACGCUCUUACAGGGUUCGGAUAAUCUGACCACGUACACGUUCAACACUCACGCUGCCGAACACACCUUCUGUAAAACCUGCGGAGUUCAAAGUUUCUACACGCCGCGCUCCAACCCCGACGGAUACGGCGUCGCUCCGCACUGUCUGGAUCCGGGUUCGGUCCGCAGCGUCACAGUGGAGAAGUUUUGUGGGGAAAAGUGGGAGGAAAGCGUGCAGGCUCACAGGAGCAUCAGAAACAUGUCUAAAGCUGCAGAGUAACACACCCACAUACGGGGACGCGUCUUGCCAACAAAGCGUCCGUUUGGAGGCUUACUUUGGCUCGCCGGUAGCCGUGUGAGCCGCUGACGCAGCGGAGGCCCGAGGGCAGCAGCCAGCUGACGGGGAGCUCCAGGAGGGAGGCGUACUUCCUGAGGAGGCCGACCGUCACCAGGGACAACAAACAGCAGUCUGCGAGGACACGGAGACACGGUCAGCUGUCCAUAUGUCAAACCUUCACUACAGCAGCAGACACUUACAGGAACUGGGUCAAUCUGUCAGACUGUUUCACAUGUUUUAGUGU